This is a messenger RNA of Morus notabilis, 573 nucleotides long. RefSeq lists its product as uncharacterized. Bases 168 to 557 code for a protein of 129 amino acids. The record is from RefSeq and is a predicted model, not a curated record. The transcript has a single exon. NCBI's taxonomy places the organism in Eukaryota, Viridiplantae, Streptophyta, Magnoliopsida, Rosales, Moraceae. Gene Ontology annotation, molecular function: nucleic acid binding; 3'-5' exonuclease activity. Gene Ontology annotation, cellular component: cytoplasm; nucleus.
UAUUAUUAAUAGACAUAAUAAAAUAAAUGAAUAAACAUUAUGUUGCAGAAGCAUUCAUUUCCCUUCCCAGUUUUGUCCUUCUUGGUUUCUCUUUCUAGCCAACUUUCAGAGAAAACUUACAACCUAGAAAAACUCUCUACGAAAGACUUUUGCCUAAUCAUCAAGCCAUGACUAUCACCAUCGUAAAAUACAACCUCAACUCACCGGAACUCCGCGAGCUCUACGACGUGACCUUCUUCGACGAGGAGAUCGAAACGCUAGUCACUGAUAGAGCCUCCAUGGUCACCGAUUGGAUCAGAAACACUGAAUUCGUCCACCGCCGCAGACUCCACAUGCUCGUCAUCAACCUUGACAUCGAGUGGUGUCCCAACACCCACCCCAGCUCCUCCAACGCCGUCGCCACACUCCAUCUCUACGUCAGCAGAUCUUGUCUCAUCUUCCAGCUCCUCUAUGCGGGCAAAAUCCCAAAAUCCCUCAUCGAUUUCCUCACCGAUGACGACUACACUUUCGUCGGAGUUGGAAUCGAAGACGACGUUGAAAACCUUGAGGACGAUUAAUCUUCCCUCAUAGCCA